AUGGAUAAGACAAGUGCGAUAGUGCUAACAGGAAAUAACUGGAACUUAUGGAAGUUUCAAAUGAAAAUAAUUUUAGAAAGUAAAGGGCUUUUUGAAGCUAUUAAUGGAGAUUUUCCAGUUGAAGUUGACACAGAGGAUGAGAAUGAUUAUUUAGAAAAAUUAGCUGAAUAUAGAAAGAAAGAUUUGAAAGCUCAAGAAGUAAUUGUGAGUCGAGUAGAAGAAGGUCCGAUGGCUCAUAUUAUCACUUGCGAAAAUGCAAAUGCUAUGUGGAAUAAACUGUGUUCAGUUUAUGAGCACAAGUCAGAAGUGAGCAUUUAUAUGCUACAAAAGAAGUUCUUCAAUUAUAGUCAUGAUGGAAAGGAUUUGUCUUUGUACAUAUCUGGACUUGAAGAAAUUAGGACUAAAUUAAAACAAUAUAAGGAAAAUAUCUCCGAUCAUAUGUUUAUGACCAAAGUCCUUAUGGGCUUGCCUCAGGAAUAUCAGCAUUUCAUCAGUGCUUGGGAGUCAGUACCAGUUGAAAACCAAUCAAUUAAUGAACUGGUAAGUAGACUGUCGAUUGAAGAAGAAAGAAUGAAAAAUAUGUCCAGAAAAACAGAAACAGCUUUAGCAAGCAAGAAAAUUUUGACACUAGAGACAAUCAAGUUGUUGAACAAACUGAAGGAGGAAGACCAAAACGCGAUAGAAAACUGCCUGCCUGGUUAG
Molecule: messenger RNA, 702 nt
Organism: Uloborus diversus
Lineage: Eukaryota; Metazoa; Arthropoda; Arachnida; Araneae; Uloboridae
Exons: 1
Coding region: 1-702 (233 amino acids)
Source: RefSeq, a predicted model, not a curated record